AUGUCCACUUCCUUACUCGAAGAACUUGCCUCAAACAACACAAGUGUUGGUGCGACCUCAUGUACCUCAGCCGAUCGGUUGAUGAAGAAAGCUGAAAAUGUACUCUCCAAGAAACUUCAUUUUGGAAAUCGGAAUAAGGACGCUCAAAAGUAUUUUGAUCAAGCAGCGGAGAUUUACAUGCAGAGUAACAUGUAUUCGAUGGCAGGAGAGGCCUAUAUGAAAUCGGGUGAGUGUUUUGAAGCGAUGGGAGAGCCCUCACGGGCAGCAAAUACCUUCUCCAUUGCCAGUGAAGCCUUCAUGCAAGAUGCCAUGUUUGAUCACUCAAAAGAUACGUUUGAGAAAUCACUCCAUGCUUUGCAACGAGCAAGUGCCUUGUACAACGAGAACGGUCAGACAGCACAAGCUGCCCGCAAAGAAAAAGCCAUUGCAGAGAAAUUGAGCGAGGAAUCGAUUGUAGAUAUUGAUAUUUUGCAUUUGGCGAUUGAGGCUUAUCGAAGAGCCGUCGAGUUGUUUGAAUUUCAACAAGCGUAUGCCACAGUCAAUGCGUGCUUGGAACAAAUUGGUUAUUUGUAUGUGAGAGUGAAUGAUUAUUUGGAAUCAAGCAAAGUAUGGGAAGAAAUUUUGAAUUCAGAAUGGAACAGAGGUAACUCCACAACGGGACAAGCAUCGUUGGUACGACACUUGGAAACAAAAUACAUGUUUUACUGCUUAUUGACAAGAUUGGCAGGCAUGAAGGACGACUAUGAUGACGAUGAUUUGGAUUUGUACUGGAUGGAACUGGAAAAUUUUGAACAGAGAGGUCAAAGCUUUGGAAAUAGUAGAGAGUUUGAAUUGUUGGUCGGGGUCUACAAGUCUUUCAAGGAACGAGAUUUGAAAGUCUUCUUACGUGUUGUGAAAAAGACACUUGAGGUGGCCAAACUCGAUGAAUGGUCGAAGCAAAUUCUCUUGUACAUUAGAAAAAAGCUUGAGAACGCAAUUCGAGGUUCGAGUGUGGCAGAGGACGAGGAUGGAGAGCUGGAUUUGACCUGA
This is a messenger RNA of Naegleria lovaniensis, 1029 nucleotides long. RefSeq lists its product as uncharacterized. The record is from RefSeq and is a predicted model, not a curated record. Lineage: Eukaryota; Heterolobosea; Eutetramitea; Acrasida; Naegleriidae. Gene Ontology annotation, molecular function: soluble NSF attachment protein activity; syntaxin binding. Bases 1 to 1029 code for a protein of 342 amino acids. The transcript has a single exon. Gene Ontology annotation, biological process: intracellular protein transport. Gene Ontology annotation, cellular component: vacuolar membrane; SNARE complex.